This is a messenger RNA of Ceratitis capitata (Mediterranean fruit fly), 1728 nucleotides long. It is a transcript of the gene Cyp6a16, whose product is annotated as probable cytochrome P450 6a13. The transcript has 2 exons. The coding region runs from base 170 to 1672 and encodes 500 amino acids. NCBI's taxonomy places the organism in Eukaryota, Metazoa, Arthropoda, Insecta, Diptera, Tephritidae. The record is from RefSeq and is a predicted model, not a curated record. Gene Ontology annotation, molecular function: iron ion binding; oxidoreductase activity, acting on paired donors, with incorporation or reduction of molecular oxygen; monooxygenase activity.
AUACUGUAACAAAUAUAUUUCGUGUAUUUAAUUGAGUGCAGUGGAAAACUUGUUCUAAUAAUUUAAUAAUAAUAAAAUUCAAAAUUUUAAUAAAGUAGAAAAAAUUUAAUUAUAUUGAAAAAGUAUAAAUCAUUUAACCUCGUCGCGAAUUUUUCUUACAUUUCCCAUUAUGGAUUUCUAUUUUCUGAUUUUCUCCACAAUCUUCACACUUUUGCUGAGUUAUCUGCGCUACAAGUAUCAAUAUUGGGAACUGCGUGGCGUGCCGCAAUUAAAAAUGAAUUUUCUAUUGGGAAAUUUAUCGCGUCUACGCACAAUACAUAAAUCCGAACUGUUACGCGAUGCAUAUCGGGAAUUCCACGGUAAAGCGAAAUUGGUCGGCACUUAUAUCUUCACCAAACCCAUAGCCAUUGUGCUUGAUUUGGAUGUAAUAAAGGCGAUACUAAUAAAAGAUUUUAAUAAAUUCACCGAUCGCUUUCAACAUCGUGCCAGUGGUAGCAGUGUGAUCAAGCAUCAUCUCUUUCGCUUACAUGGUGAAAAAUGGCGACCCUUACGUACGAAACUCACACCCACAUUCACAUCGGCGAAAAUGAAAUUUAUGUUUCCCACACUGAUUACAGUGGCAGGGCAAUUGGAGACAGCUUUCAGCACACAAUUGGCAAAAUCACCCAACGGCGACAUUGAACUGCACGAUUUUAUGGGUCGCUUCACUACGGAUGUGAUCGGUCAUUGUGCCUUUGGUGUGGAGUGCAAUAGCUUGAAGGAUCCUAAUGUGGCCUUCCGUCGUAUUGGACAUAGUAUUUUCUAUCCACGCUACCUCUCUAUACGGCUUCGCACUUUCAUGCUCACAUAUCCUGUGAUUAUGAAAUUUCUUAGCUUCUUCAAUAUCAGAGAACAUUCUGCUGAAAUUGAGGAUUUCGUUUUGAGUUUAGUGCGCGACACAGUUCGCUUGCGUGAAGAGCAGAAUUUACAGCGCAAUGAUUUCUUAAAUAUGUUGAUUGAAAUGAGAAAUACGAAAGAUGCUCAGGGUGCACCGGGUAUGAGUAUUAAAGAGAUGGCGGCGCAGGUUUAUAUAUUUUUCGCUGCUGGUUUUGAAACCAGCUCGAGUAAUAUGAGUUAUGGACUCUUCGAAAUGGCAAAGAAUCCACACGUGCAAGAGAAAGUAAGAGCAGAAAUCUUAAGUGUAUUGGAGAAACAUAAUGGCGAGCUAACGUACGAAGCGAUGAUGGAGAUGACCUACUUGGAUCAAGUAAUAACAGAAACUCUCCGCAAACAUCCAGCGCUCGCUGCACUCAAUCGUUGCGCAAAUGAAGAUUUUAAAGUACCCGGCACAGAUAUUACACUAGAAAAGGGCACAAAUAUUUAUAUACCAGUUAAGGAGAUACACUAUGAUCCGGAUAUCUAUGAUAAUCCCAGUGAAUUUCGGCCGGAACGGUUCAAUCCUGAGGAAGCGCAAAAACGUCACCCGCAAGCGUUUCUCGGUUUCGGCGAUGGACCUCGCAAUUGUAUUGGCUUACGCUUUGGUCGCAUGCAAGUGCGUGUUGGUUUGAUAACUAUGUUGAAAUCUUAUCGGUUUAGCUUGUCGGAGAAGACGCCGACAGAGUUAGAGAUAUCUAGAAAUAGUAUUGUGCUGGUACCGCGCAGUAGUGUUUGGCUGAGAGCAGAGAAGUUGUAAAGAUUAGAGAUGCACUAUCAAAGAUAAGCUGUGAGUCAAGUGUGCCGUUAGUAUUU